UAUAAGGUACCUUUUCUCGCAUCUGAAAUUUGAGCCAUUGAUUGUCAUGAUGCUAACAAACUAGUAGCUGUUGAGCUGUCAGAAUACAUGCUUUCCUGGGAGAAGUUUGUGUUUAAGCAGAGAUGGUCUUUAAUUUCAGGUCUUUAGGUUGGGAUGGAGGAUGGAGAGGUUUCCUAUGGCUGAGGUGGACCACUGUAGAGAGACCUUAUAUUGGCCAUUGUGACUAAGUACCUGAAAGACAUAACCAAAAGAGAAACCAGGUCAUCAUGGCAGGGAGGUCAUGGUGGUUCAGAUCACUUCAUAGCCUGGUGAGACAGGAAACAGAGGAAAGAGAAUGCAGGAAGUAGCCAGGGCAAGAUAGAGCCCUAUGGACAUGCUCCUAGUGACCUACUUCCUGCAGCUAGGCCUCACCUCCUAUGUGUAACUACCUCCCAAUAGCACCUUUGGAUUCUGACCUGAUCAGGUCAACUGUGUUAUGAGUCUGUCAUAGUACUUAUCUGUUGGUUAGCUCAGAGCCCCCAUGAUCUAACUGUCCCUAGGAAUGCCCAAGCUGACACACCUGCUUUCUAAAUGUCAUUAAUUCUAUGGUGGUUUCUUAAUUCAGCAAAAUUGACAAUUUAACAGCAACAGACUUCUCCCAUGCUUGCGAUCUUUCCAGGUAAGAGAAGUGGAGCACAAUAGGAGCAGGUCCCCAGAAAGGGGAGCAGUUUGAUGGGACCCUCUCUUGUUCGGUCCAUGCACUGAGACAAGUGCCUGUCUUCACUACUGUAAGGCAAAACCUCAGUGUUGAGAGAGCAGAGCUAGAGCUCCUGUUUUUAGCUCUUAGACUCAGAAAGCCAUGUGUUCUUACUAUUCAAUAUCUGCAUAAAUGAAGUGAGAGUUUGUGAUAGAAAGCUCAGGCCAUUUAUAAAGGGCAGCAUCGGGUCAAUGAGUGUGAUAAAAAAUCAUCUCAGGGCAGACACUUUAACCUGUGGUAUAGUUGUUCCCUAAGUAUUCAGAACAUAAAUGGCAGCUAGACGUUACAUAGGUUUCAUUAGUUCAUUCAAAUACAUAGUGUGCCCAGAGUCAGAGAGCACACCAACUGAAUCUCCAAUGUAAUCAUCUGAAUUUUCAUUGCUUUAUUAUUAUUUAUUAAUAACAUAAACUUGAUUUUGGCGGCUGGUCUUGGUUGGGGGCUGUCCCGCACCUAAGGCAGGAAGAUGGUGGCCUCAAAGAAGACGAAAAAGUCUCUGGAGUCAAUCAACUCUAGGCUCCAACUUGUUAUGAAAAGUGGAAAGUACGUGCUGGGGUACAAACAGACUCUGCAGAUGAUCAGACAGGGCAAAGCGAAAUUGGUUAUCCUCGCCAACAACUGUCCAGCUUUGAGGAAAUCUGAAGUAGAAUACUAUGCCAUGUUGGCUAACACUGGUGUUCAUCACUACAGUGGCAAUAACACUGAAUUGGGCACAGCAUGUGGAAAAUACUACAGAGUAUGCACACUGGCUGUCAUUGACCCAGGUGAUUCUGGUAUUAUUAGAAGCAUGCCAAAACAGACUGAUGAAAAGUAAACCAGGAAAGUUUCUUUAAUAAAACUUUACCAGAUCUCCUUUAAAAAAAAAAUAACAUAAACUUAAUGUAAAUGCCGGUUCUGCUACUAAGGACUUGUGUCACUUGGCAGUUAUUCAUCUUCCGAUCUAGAAGACUGUUUAAGAAUUAGAUAAGACAAAUGGGGCUAUGUGUCAGAGGUGACAAUGGGCAGUAGUAGUUCAAAGAGGAAAUGAACUCUUCUAAGAGUUCAUCUCUUGUUUCCCACAGUCUCUCUUAGGGCCACUACAUCCCUACCAGUGAUAGCACAUCUCUUCUCUCAGAGAUGGGUUUAGAAAUGGGCAGGUAGUUUAUACAUUUUGUCAGCCUGACAGUUUCAUUUAGAUCCUUAGCACGUUUGAAGAUAUGGAUCUGUUAUUGAGAUAGGGUCUCCCUCGGUAAUAUAAAUUGUCUAUGUAGUAGAGGCUGGCCUCAAACAUUAAUCCACCUGCCUCAGCUCUAACUCCCAAGUGCUAGAGUUGUAGGUGUUCAACACCAUGCCCAGCUAAAGAUGAAUCAAAAAAUUAAGGAAAGCAUACAGAAUUUAUCAUCCUAGAGAUUAAUGUGUUAGAGGAAAUGAACGUCAGCUCUUUCUCAGUUGGAAAGUACAGGAAGUAUUCUCAAUCACCUCCAACAGCACAGCUCUGCCUGGACCCAUAGGAUUAGGAAUCAGCUUAGAAAUGUCAUUUCUCCACUGCAGCUCCUUUAUAGAUAAGUUCUUCCUAUGUAUGGGCUUUGCUUGUAGAACAAGUUGUAUAGAUUGGUGACAUGGGUCUUACAUAUGUAUAAUUAAUAUAAAAAUUAUUCCUUUCUAGCAAUUAUGUGCUUAGUUGAACACUGCAUGGUUUUAUGCAAUGUGUUUUUUUAAGAUUAUCUCUUAAUUUUUUUAUUUAAAACAAAAAUUUUAUUCAUUUUACAUACCAAACACAGAUCCCCCUCUCAUCCCUGCUCCUGCACCCCCUAUCCUUGCCUAACUCCCUCCCUUACCAACCCUUCAUCCCCUCCUCUAAAAAAGUAAGUCCUCCCAUGGUGGGACAGCUGGUACAUUCAGUAGAGGUAGAACCAAGCCCCUAACCCCCGCCUCAAGUGUGAGCAAGGUGCCCAACCAUAGGUAAUGUGAUUUAAAAAGCCAGCUCAUGCACUAGAGAUAUAUCCUGAUCACACUGCCAGGGGCCCCUCAAACAGACCCAGCUGCACAACUGUCUCCUAUAUGCAAGGGUCUAGUCUGGGCCCAUGCAGGCUCCACAGCUAUCAGUCUAAAGUUAUGCAAUGUGUUUUGUGGUUGGUUGAUUUCCUUCUCUUCUCUUCUCUUCUCUUCUCUCUUCUCUUCUCUUCUCUUCUCUUCUC
Messenger RNA from Peromyscus californicus insignis, 2910 nucleotides. RefSeq names its product 60S ribosomal protein L30-like. Gene Ontology annotation, molecular function: structural constituent of ribosome; RNA binding. NCBI's taxonomy places the organism in Eukaryota, Metazoa, Chordata, Mammalia, Rodentia, Cricetidae. The coding region runs from base 1200 to 1547 and encodes 115 amino acids. Gene Ontology annotation, cellular component: cytosolic large ribosomal subunit. The record is from RefSeq and is a predicted model, not a curated record. The transcript has a single exon.